AUGCGAGCUCCCACACGACAGACAAACACGUACAGAGGCACGGUGCGAGCUCCCAAACGACAGACAAACACGUACAGAGGCACGGUGCGAGCUCCCAAACGACAGACAAAACACGUACAGAGGCACGGUGCAAGCUCCCAAACGACAGACAAACACGUAGAGAGGCACGGUGCAAGCUCCCACACGACAGACAAACACGUACAGAGGCACGGUGCGAGCUCCCAAACGACAGACAAACACGUACAGAGGCACGGUGCGAGCUCCCAAACGACAGACAAAACACGUACAGAGGCACGGUGCAAGCUCCCAAACGACAGACAAACACGUAGAGAGGCACGAUGCAAGCUCCCAAACGACAGACAAACACGUAUAGUGGCACGAUUCAAGCUCCCAAACGACAGACAAAACACGUACAGAGGCACGGUGCGAGCUCCAAAACGACAGACAAACACACAAACACGUAGAGAGGCACGGUGCAAGCUCCCAAACGACAGACAAACACGUAGAGAGGCACGGUGCAAGCUCCCAAACGACAGACAAACACGUAGAGAGGCACGGUGCCAGCUUCCAAACGACAGACAAACACGUAUAGAGGCACGGUGCCAGCUCCCAAACGACAGACAAACACGUAUAGAGGCACGGUGCCAGCUCCCAAACGACAGACAAACACGUAUAGAGGCACGGUGCCAGCUCCCAAACGACAGACAAACACGUAUAGAGGCACGGUGCCAGCUCCCAAACGACAGACAAACACGUAUAGAGGCACGGUGCCAGCUCCCAAACGACAGACAAACACGUAGAGAGGCACGGUGCGAGCUCCCAAACGACAGACAAACACGUAGAGAGGCACGGUGCGAGCUCCCACACGACAGACACACACGUAGAGAGGCACGGUGCGAGCUCCCAAACGACAGACAAACACGUAGAGAGGCACGGUGCGAGCUCCCACACGACAGACAAACACGUAUAGAGGCACGGUGCGAGCUCCCACACGACAGACAAACACGUAUAGAGGCACGGUGCGAGCUCCCACACGACAGACAAAAACGUAUAGAGGCACGAUGCGAGCUCCCACACGACAGACAAAAACGUAUAAAACAAUAG
Molecule: messenger RNA, 1104 nt
Organism: Mya arenaria
Lineage: Eukaryota; Metazoa; Mollusca; Bivalvia; Myida; Myidae
Product: arginine/serine-rich coiled-coil protein 2-like
Exons: 2
Coding region: 1-1104 (367 amino acids)
Source: RefSeq, a predicted model, not a curated record